AUGGCGGGACAUGAGGCCAAUUCUAAGCCCAUCUUUUACCAGCAGCAAAAUGAGAGAUAUCUCGAUCAAGAUGUUAUGGAGAUCGAAAUGAAAGACACAUUUACGCGUUUUACCAACGACGUUAUUGCUACGACUGCUUUUGGUAUUAAAAUUGAUUCAAUGAAGAAUAAAGACAACGAAUUUUUUGUUAUAGGUAAAGAUAUCACCAGCUUCAGUGGAUUUUGGAAAAGUCGAAAACUUUUAGGAAUACUUAUAAAAGUUGGCAUGUUCAAUGGACGUGUCAGAAAGUUUUUCACUGGUAUUAUUGAUGAUACAAUCAAAGUCAGAGAAGAAAAGGGAAUAGUACGUCCAGAUAUGAUCCAUCUUUUAAUGGAAGCAAGGAAAGGAGUUCAACAACAUAAAGAAAAAAUUAUAGAUACAGGAUUUGCGGUUGUUGCUGGUCAUGGUGUUGCGGACAUCGCUGCUCAGUCUAUGAUCUUCUUCUUUGCUGGUUUUGAUUCGAUAUCUUCGUUAAUGUGUUUCGUAUCCUAUGAGUUAACAAUCAAUCCUGACAUUCAAAACCGACUUAAAACAGAAAUAAUGGACACACUAGAAAAGUACAAUGGCGACGUACCAUAUGAAGCGAUAUUAAAAAUGAGAUAUUUAGACAUGGUGGUAUCAGGUGCAGGAGUGGACAGAAUUUGCACCAAACCCUACAUGAUUGAACCUACCACACCAGACGAGAAACCUGUCUAUCUGAAGAAAGACACAGCAAUAUGGUUCCCAAUCUAUGCUAUUCACCGUGAUCCUCAGUACAGUCCAGAUCCAGAGAUGUUUAACCCUGAAAGAUUUAACGAUGAAAACAAACACAACAUUCAACCUUACUCUUACAUCCCCUUUGGAGUUGGCCCUAGGAACUGUAUCGGAUCUAGAUUUGCACUUUUGGAGAAUAAAGUCGUGUUCUUUCAUUUAUUGUCCAACUAUGAGCUAAAGCCUUCGGCAAAAUCACCAAUACCUCUGAAAAUUUGUAAAAAGCCAUUCAAUUUGGCUGCCGAAGAAGGUUUUUGGUUUAAUAUGAAACGUAAUAAAUAA
Molecule: messenger RNA, 1071 nt
Organism: Diabrotica balteata
Lineage: Eukaryota; Metazoa; Arthropoda; Insecta; Coleoptera; Chrysomelidae
Source: the annotation of a GenBank genome assembly